CUUGUGCUCAACCGCGGCGAGGAGCUGCCCAGGUCUGGUCCGCUUGCUCCACUGGGGGUGACACCUUGAAUUGCAGUGAGCUGGACUGUUAGGCGAAAAAGGGCAACGGCUACUUUGCGGAUACAUCUUUAGGGCAGUGUCGGGAAGGUGCAGGGGGGAAUCUCUUUAAAAUCCAACGGAGCGAUGGACUGAGCGUCUGGAGAGCAGCACUCCGAGCAGAAGAAUUCAAACACCCGGCGAAGUGUUGAGAGCGCUGCAGAACACAAGGCUGUGGACGGAGUGCUCGAGAUGUCAGUGCCGGUAUUCUGUAAAAUAUUUGACUGUCUCCAGGCCCCAGCGUUGGAGAAUGUGCUCGCCAAGGCCCUCUAUGACAAUGUGGCAGAGUCUCCUGAUGAACUCUCCUUCCGCAAGGGGGAUAUCAUGACAGUCCUGGAGAGGGACACACAGGGUCUGGAUGGCUGGUGGCUGUGCUCUUUACACGGCCGUCAAGGUAUCGUGCCAGGAAAUCGUCUCAAGAUCAUUGUUGGAAUGUAUGACAAGAAGCAACCUAACAUGGGUGGCAGCCCUCAGUCCACAGCUCUGGCACAACCACCAUUGACUCCUCCAGUGUACCCCAAGCAAAGUGUCUACAAUAUGCCUUCCCCUUCAUCCCAAUACACUGCAAUGCAUCCAGCUUUCCCGAACCAAGGAGACAACAUCUACAUGAUGCCACCGUCUCACAGCAAAGUCCAGCAGAACCUCUAUCAGAUUCCAGUCAGUGUUCAGCACCAGUACCAGCCAAGCCAGGGAAACCCGCCACUUCUCCUACAAAAGCAGACUGGAGGGCAGACAUACCAGAGCCAGCUCCAUGAUGUUUAUCAGGUUCCUCCAUCCUCUAAGAGCCCGCCUCAGGACAUUUAUCAAGUGCCGCCGUCCGUGGCUGGCCCCGGACAGGAAAUAUAUCAAGUCCCACCAUCUAUGAAUCCAAAUCAAGAAGUGUAUCAGAUUCCACCAUCUCUAGACAAGAGGAGUCGAGACUCACCCAAACUGCCAGGAAAGGUGGUGGUGCCAACUCGGAUGGGCCAGAUUUAUGUGUAUGACACUCCCAAGACAGAACAAGAUGAGUACGAUGUGCCUCGCCAUCUUGCCCCUUCACAGGAGAUCUAUGACGUGCCUCCCAACAGGGGAGGACCUACAAUCCCGUACGGUCAAGAGGUUUAUGACACCCCACCGAUGGCAGUCAAGGGACCAUUGAACCAAGAUGUAUACGAUGUCCCUCCAGUCAUUGAAAAAGGCUUGCAGAACCAGAUUCACCCUGCACACAUGGUGUACGAUAUCCCUCCAUCUGUCAGCAGAGAUCUACCAGACGGCCCUCUCAGAGAAGAGACCUAUGAUGUGCCUCCCACGCUGAUGAAACUGAGAAAGAGCCCUGAGAACAAACAUUAUGUUUCCCAAGUUCUUCCUAUGUCCACUGCUGGACUAGAGCAGCAUUGUCCAGAGGAUGUUUAUGAUGUGCCCCCACCCACUUCAAAGGCCCAAGAUAUAUAUGACAUCCCAGCUACUCUGAGAAAGACGACCAACCCACAGUCUUUGCAAGACGUUUAUGACAUCCCACGAGAGCACCAAGGUAUGGCAAUAGGAAUCAAGCAGGAUUUAAGUGAGGACUCCAGUGAUAAUGUAUACGAUGUCCCACCACAAGUGGUAAGGGACGCCACUACAACAGAUGAGCUGAGCAUCAGCUUUAAAAGGCUAUCGGCAUCCAGCACAGGCAGCACCAGAAGCAACUUGUCCACUUCUUCUCUGGAUGUUAUUCCCGUGAAAGAAUCUUCUAUCACCAAAACCCCAGGGAAAGAACUAAACUUGGACUUGGACGUUGCAAUGGAGAUGCUAGUCAAACUGCAACAUAGUGUGGAGAGCUCAGUUUCUUACCUCAUGUCAUUUAUUAGCAGUAGCUGGAGGACACCGGAACAGAUGGAAACCAGCCUGCAAAACAUAAAGACGGCAGUGGAGAAGGUCAAAAAUUCUGUGAAGGACCUCCUUGAGUUUGCCCGUGGAGCUGUGAAUAAUGCUGGCCAAGCCAGUGAUCGCACAUUGCAAGCAAAGUUGGGCAAACAAGUACAGAAAAUGGACGAGAGUUAUCAGGGGUUGCUAAAGUACAGUCAAGCUUUGGACAACUCCAACUGGGUUCUUAGUACAUCGACAUCGGGCAAGCCUUGUGCAGGGGAUGACCUGGAUCGCUUUGUGAUGUGCUCCCGAGGUAUUCCCGAUGACACCAAACAGCUGGCCUCCUUUCUUCAUGGCAAUGCCUCUUUGCUAUUUAAACGGACAAAGCAGCAGGCAACUCAUGGGGAUUCCAGGCUUACAAUCUCACUGGAAACCAUGAGUCAAGUUACCAACAACAACAACAUCUCAGCCUACCAAACCGGGCUGCCUGAAAAAGCCAACAUCCAGUCAAGGCCUUUGCCCUCACCACCCAAGUUUAUGAAUGAGGACUCUCCAGACAGCCAGUACGAGAAUACAGAAAGUGGCUGGAUGGAGGAUUACGACUAUGUCCAUUUGCAGGGCAAAGAGGAGUUUGAAAAGAAUCAGAAGCAGCUUCUGGAAAAGGGAAACAUCAUGAAGCAGAACAAGUCUCUUUUGGAGCAGCAGCAGCUGAAGCAGUUUGAGCGUCUGGAGCAGGAGGUGAGCCAGCCAAUUGACAACGACAUGUCCAACUGGACGCCACCCACACACUAUGCUCAGGUGCGGAGUAGGCUGACCCCCAGCGACCGGCAACUGCUUCUCUUUUACGCUGAGCAGUGUGAAGCCAACAUCACUACACUGACCAAUGCCAUUGAUGCUUUCUACUCGUCCAUCAACAACAACCAGCCCCCCAAGAUUUUUGUGGCCCAUAGCAAGUUUGUCAUCCUUAGCGCUCACAAGCUGGUAUUCAUUGGAGAUACGCUGUCCCGGCAAGCUAAGGCCCCUGAAAUCCGUAACAAGGUCACACAGCACAGCAAUCUCCUCUGUGAAAUGCUAAAGGAAAUUGUGGUGACUACUAAGACUGCUGCUCUGCAGUACCCAUCAGCCACUGCAGCCAAAGACAUGAUGGACCGAGUGAGGGACCUUGCAAACUCCACGCAACAGUUCAAAAUGGUGCUGAGCCAGUUGGCUGCCAUGUGAUCAGAAACAAAGGCACUAAUUGAGUUUUUAUUAAAAAAGACAAUCGCUUCGGACUGGGAAAGGCGCCAAGUUGUAAAUGAAUCUUAUAUAUAUUUAAAUCUAGGGAAGCAAAAGAAAAACUACGGUAUACAUGAAUUUCAGGAAAAAGUGUAGUUUUUAGAUUGUAUUGAUUAUUACAAUAAUAAUUAUUAUCAGGAAGUAAUCAAAGGGUGUUUAAAUUCAAACACAUGUAUGUAGAACUCCUCUUCUUGUUUUCUUCUUGGAUGAAAAUUAAGGUUUUUAAAAAACUGUCCUGUAAUAUGAUAUAAAAAAUGAAAA
Molecule: messenger RNA, 3459 nt
Organism: Polypterus senegalus (gray bichir)
Lineage: Eukaryota; Metazoa; Chordata; Cladistia; Polypteriformes; Polypteridae
Gene: bcar1
Product: BCAR1 scaffold protein, Cas family member
Exons: 8
Coding region: 289-3141 (950 amino acids)
Biological process (GO): cell surface receptor protein tyrosine kinase signaling pathway; cell migration
Cellular component (GO): cytoplasm; focal adhesion; plasma membrane
Molecular function (GO): protein binding
Source: RefSeq, a predicted model, not a curated record